UUUUAAUCAUCAAGCUUUUCUCUACGGGCUUUACGGCUCAGCUUAGGCCUCUGCAACUUGACACUUGUGUUCUAGUCAACCAUACUAUCACAGACCACAGUCAAUUUUCGGUUUUCUUUUUUUCAAUUUAUUUUUCGGUCUUGCGUCUCUUAACGUCUGCCAUUCGACAGUGUUUCGAAUUCCGACCGUCAAACCGACGACGUUCUGCUCUGACUUACAGACAUACGGUCCACUGGUCGGUCAUUUGUCCACCUCCGUUAUUUUUGUUGUGUAUGUGCGGUGUGUGUGCGUGCGUGUAAGUGUGUGUGUGUGUGUGUGUGUGUGUGUGCGCCCCGCGACGUUUGCAGCGUUCGCGCGAGUGUGUGUGAGUCUUGUGUUUGUGUGCGUGUUCCUUUGCGGUUCGCGCCCGCGCGUGUGUGUGUUAACCAACUCUCAUAUCGGCUAUCACUUAACAGCGGCUUAGCGACUUGAGCAAUAUAACAGCAGCAGCCACCAUCGUCGCCACCUUCUCCGGUACAUUCUCAUCUGCGAACAUAAGGUUGACGAAAGCUUUACCACCGUUUUGAUAUCACUCGACCCGAGCAACAAACCAUGUCGUCAAAAAUUGAACAGAUUCUAUUCAUCGAACCGCCGUACGAGCUCAAAUUCAAAGGUCCAUUUACUGAACCAGUGCAAACAAUAAUGUCUUUGAAAAAUCCAAGUGAAAAAAAAGUGGCUUUCAAAAUAAAAACUACUGCUCCUAAGCGUUAUUGUGUAAGACCAAAUUGUGGUGAACUUGCUCCUAAAGAAAAGACAGAAAUUUCAGUAAUAUUGCAACCAUUCGACUAUGAUGCCAAUGAGAGAAAUAAACACAAGUUUUUGGUACAGACUGUUAUUAUCGAUCCUGUUGCUGAUUAUGGUGAAGAUGGCAAAACUUUUCAGUGGAGAGAUAUUGAAGAAGGUAGAAUAAUGGAUUCUAAACUCAAAUGCUCGUUUGAAAUGCCUACAGUUGAACAGUUAUUAGAAUCAAAAAACAUUCAUGAAGAUACCACGGCUGUACCAGAAACAGAUCCUGUAGCAAAAGAGAUAGAAAAAGUAACUACUGGAGUAAUAAAAAAGUUACGUGAGGAAGAGACAAUCUUAAGACAAGAAAAUAUGAAAUUGAAAGAAGAAUUAUUGCAACUUAAAAAUGAAUUCAAACACCAGCAAUCUCAAAAACGUUCUGUUGGUGGUAGUCAGCAUUUGGAUAUGCAAAACAGAAAUGCCAAUAUCACUCUGAUGGUUGGCCUAGCGAUAGUAGUAGCAUUGUUGGGUAUUAUUGCUGGAAAAUAUGUAUUUUAAUCAAUUAGCUUAUAAACCCGUUAUGGUGCAGGUAAUUAGUUGAAGUUUAUUUGGUUAUUGUUUAUUUCUUCUGUGAAAGUUAUUUUUUUUUUUUUUUUAGUUUGUUUGAAUUUUUAAAAUGGUAAAUAUCUUUAACAGCUAAAUAUAUUGGAUUACUGUUAUUCUCUCUUUCUAUCUUUUUCUAAUAGACUAAUAUUGUAUACAAACAAAAUGUAUUAUCUUUAUUCUAAAACAUGUGUUUUAUCUGUCAGUUCCAACUGUUUGUAUUUAUUUUUUAAUAAUAAAUUAUUGUAAUCUUGUAUGUAUUAAU
Molecule: messenger RNA, 1630 nt
Organism: Melanaphis sacchari
Lineage: Eukaryota; Metazoa; Arthropoda; Insecta; Hemiptera; Aphididae
Product: vesicle-associated membrane protein-associated protein A-like
Exons: 7
Coding region: 592-1320 (242 amino acids)
Biological process (GO): endoplasmic reticulum membrane organization
Cellular component (GO): plasma membrane; endoplasmic reticulum membrane
Molecular function (GO): FFAT motif binding
Source: RefSeq, a predicted model, not a curated record